Messenger RNA from Tribolium castaneum (red flour beetle), 1636 nucleotides. RefSeq lists its product as uncharacterized. NCBI's taxonomy places the organism in Eukaryota, Metazoa, Arthropoda, Insecta, Coleoptera, Tenebrionidae. The record is from RefSeq and is a predicted model, not a curated record. The transcript is spliced from 4 exons. Bases 460 to 1473 code for a protein of 337 amino acids. Gene Ontology annotation, molecular function: magnesium ion binding; 8-oxo-dGDP phosphatase activity; 8-oxo-GDP phosphatase activity.
CUGUGGGGAAGCCCCGAAUCUUUAUUUUGUUUCUGUGUUUAGACUACUCUACAGUGCUCAGAACUUGGAAUUCGCCAAUUUUGAGACACCCUGUAUGCAAAAUUAAAAAAAUGCAAAAUGUCAUUUUGGGAUAUUUGACACUUUUCUCAAAUUAUGUGGCACAAGACGUUUGUUUGCGCAAAAUUCCAAUAAUUUAUGGUAAUAAUCAAGGUUUUAACUUAAAAAAUAAUCACCGCCGUGUAAUGGAAAACCCCGUCAUUAUUUUUGUUGAGUUGGCAACGCCGCCCAUUUUCCUGUACAACCCAGAAAUGUCACGAACGUCACAGUGCAAUAUGAGAACGUAGUGUUUAUUAGUCAUGUCAUUUCAAGCAUUCCAUUCAAAUUCAGCAAUUAGUUCAUCUCGUCCAAGUGCCCCCUUGUGUUCGCGGGCCAAUUAAUGCGCUCGCACUUAACCUCAAAAUGCCCGACUCUGUGGAACUGAGCGUGGAGCGCGUCCUCGGCGGCUUGGCCCUCGAGGGCGAAGAGUCGGAAAUCUGCGACUUCUCGCUCGAGGAGCAGAACGCGGCUUGCGAGAGCCAGGGGGUGCAGCCCACAGUGAGCCCCAAUUUCAAGCCGGUGAUUGGCGAGACGGUCACUUACGUGGUGGCCGUGGUGCUCAUCAACGACCACAACGAGGUGCUGAUGAUGCAGGAGGCCAAGGAGUCGUGCGCGGGCAAAUGGUACUUGCCGGCGGGCCGCAUCGAAAAGGGGGAGACCAUCAGCGAGGCGGGCCAGAGAGAGGUGCUGGAGGAGACGGGGCUGCAUGUGCAAUGCACCACUCUGAUAAUGGUGGAGUGUGCAAGGGGCUCCUGGAUACGGUACGUGCUCACGGGGGUGGCCACCGGGGGCAAGCUAAAGACACCGGCUGAGGCAGACAAGGAGUCACUGCAAGCCAAAUGGGUCGCUAAUUUGGGGGAAUUAACGCUAAGGGCCACCGAUAUCAUGGAUUUGAUUAACAGAGCCAGGGCGUUCAAAGAGGCAAGAAAAGCCCGCGACCAAACCUGGCACAAAGACCAACUUCCGUGUCUUCGCCCCCAUUCCAGACUCCUCCUGCGACUAGUCGUCGUAAUAAAGAAAAAAGCCACGAAUCGCGUCCACGUUUUAAUAAGCGAGAAGACUUCGUGGCAUUUACCCACUUGUGAAAUCCACCCGUCGAAAAAUCUGCAUUCGACUUUGAAGCGCUUUAUGGUGGAUUUGUUCGGGGCUGACGUGGGGCCCCACAGGCCACAUGGGUUGCUUUCGGUGGAGUAUGACCCGCGCGACCGUAAAGACGGGGCUUGUUUGACGCUGCUAGUGGCGUUUAGGCCCCCUUUGGAGGAGGUCCCCAUCAUUGGCAAGUGUGUCUGGCAUGAGGCCUCCAAGGAGCUGGGGGAGAGGCUCCUGGCCAAGGUGGCCUCCAAGAACUCCACCAUUCCGAUCCAUGUUAUUUGUUGAAGGUGCUACGAGUACUAACCGGGCAGUAUUGUGGUUAAGGAACGAGUAAAUUAUUGUUGCGGAUUAACUGUUUAUUAUAGUUUUGUAUUUUAUUAUUGUUUGUGCAUGUUAUUGUAAUAAAUUAUUAUUUAUACGACAAAUCAAAUAAAAUCUACAAAAUAAA